AUGGCGGCCUCGCCCGCUCUCGAGGCGUCACAAGACAUCUCGAGGCUCUCCCUCGAGGAAAUCCGAGCUCAUGAGCAGCCGAGACCCGCACCACCUGUACCAGCGUCCGCGUCGACCCCUGGCAUAGUCGCAUUCGACAUAACGUCUCGGUUCCGGAAAGCAGCGUCAACACUUGCACCUGGCGAGCUCGUCAAAGAUGGCUUCUUCACUCUGUUUGAGUCUGUCGGUGCUCUCGAGAUCAUGGACCCCAAGAUGGACAGCGGCUGCUUGGAGCCGGGUGAGUCCCUCGACAACGACUAUGACGUAUCAAAACCCUUGCUGCCCGAAGAAGUCCUCGGCAUCAUCGACCAGCUGCUCUGCCACGAAAUGGCCUGGCAUGUCGGCUACCCUCUCUCCCAGACGGUUUUCACAUGUGCCUAUGUCGAAUCGAUCCUGAUGCCUGCGCCCUCGACGCUCGACGAAGCACACUUUAUCAGAAAUCCUGCCGUCACAACGCCCUCGCCCAUGCACGCUGUGCUGCGAGCCUACUGCCUCGGUCUGCUCAAGACGUGCGGACAGGAGGAAGACUUUGUCACAAAUACAUACCACAGAAACCUCCUGGACAAAUUUUCCAUCGAGAGCGUUCGCCAAAUUAUUCUAGAAACGAGCAGCCUCCUCCAAGGUCUCGAGGACUCGGUGCCCACCGACAUCAUCCGCGCCCUCCAUGACCGGCUGCUGUUGCGACACAGUUUUCUGGCGGCCACCGACGCCAUUCAGUACCGCACAGCUCCCGAUCUCAUCCGAGGCCCCUGGAGGGAGUCCCUCGCCAUGGUACAGGGACUGCAGAGCAGCCACGCGCUGGCAAAGGAUGUCCCCGACGCUUUCAGCGCAAAGCUGCAGCGGAAGCUUGCUAGUACCAUGCCGCCGCGGCCGAUCGUGCAGCUGAGCUUCGACGACGCCUUUGGGCACAUCAAGCGACUCUUUGAGGAUGGCGUCGAGGUUAUUGACGUGCUCGAGUACCACGACUCGCAAUGUCUUCAGACCUUUGUCCUCACAUUCCAGGCCAAAAAACCCCAGGCUCUCAUCUACAUCCGGACGCUGCUGCAGAACUUUCUGUUCAAGGACAUGGAGGUCCUCGGGCACAUGAGCAUACGCAUGCUACUGGACAACGACCUCGCCAUCGUGGCGCUGCCGUGCAGCACGCUGCUGGACCGGGCCAACGACGACGUCGAGGCGCCGCAGGACCCGCGCUUCAUCGUGGCCGAGACGAUGGAGACGUUCCGUCAAAAGGCGGCGCAGCCGUACCUCGACAUCCUGCGGACCUUUUGCCAGAACCGGUGUCGCGUGCGGCGCACGCUGUGCCACGUGGUCCGCGACUGGGAGAACCUCCAGUUCGAGGCCGAGGACGUGGACCAGAUCCUGCAGCACCAGACGGGCGCGCAGCCCAUCGUGUACCGCGCCGCCGACGGCGGGGCGUCCGUCGAGACGUUCGCCCUGUCGCUCUCGUCGUGGGCGCACCUCUACAAGCUCCGGCGGAUGGAGUGGAUUGUCCAGCUCGGCGUCGAGCGGAGGUCUACCGGAAAGAGGAGGUCGCCGGCAUGGAGGGAUGCGAGGGGCGGCCACCCGGCGCUGCUGACGUUUGCCGAGUUCACAGUCGGCACGCGCCAGCCCGAGACGUCGACGGCGGACCUGCUGCGGCUGGCCGAGCGCGGGCUCGCCGGGUCCAAGAAGGCGCUCGAGGCCGUGGGCCGGCUGUCCGAGGCCGAGGCCUUCUCCGUCGGGUCGCACGCGCGCUGGCUGCCCGGCGUCAAGGGCGCGCUCAAGUCGUGCAUCGCAACGGGGCUCGCCGUGUCGGUCCUGCAAAAGGCACUCGACAGGGCCGGCGAGGGCGGCGACCUCAAGCUCAGGGCCGAGGUGCCCACCCCUGACAAGGCCUAUCACGAAUGGUGGCUCGUGCCGAGGAUCCUGCCAGUGCGGUAG
This is a messenger RNA of Verticillium dahliae VdLs.17, 1959 nucleotides long. RefSeq lists its product as uncharacterized. The transcript has 8 exons. Gene Ontology annotation, biological process: N-terminal peptidyl-methionine acetylation. Gene Ontology annotation, cellular component: NatC complex. The coding region runs from base 1 to 1959 and encodes 652 amino acids. The record is from RefSeq and is a predicted model, not a curated record. Lineage: Eukaryota; Fungi; Ascomycota; Sordariomycetes; Glomerellales; Plectosphaerellaceae.